UAACAAAAUUUGAAUAUGAAAAUAAAAUAAUUUUUGAAGCCCUUAAUUUGGGAAUCUUCAUUCAACUCUGUGAUCAAGCCUAAUCCUGCACGCUAACUCGUAUUUUCUUCUUAUCUUUGUGUUCCAGACGGAGUCAUCAUUGAGCUUGGUGUAGUGAAGUGUUUAAUCUGAAUAUUUAUUUACCAAUUCAUGGCGGAACUCAUAGGGCCUCGCUUGUACAGCUGCUCUAAUUGCAGAAACCAUGUCUCACUCCACGAUGAUAUAAUUUCCAAGGCUUUUCAGGGAAGAAACGGCCGAGCCUUUCUGUUUUCCCAUGCUAUGAAUAUUGUCACAGGGCCUAAAGAAGACAGGCAUCUCAUGACUGGCCUCCACACUGUUGCCGAUGUUUAUUGCGGUGAUUGCCGUGAAGUGUUGGGUUGGAAGUAUGAAAGAGCUUAUGAAGCGUCCCAGAAGUACAAGGAAGGGAAAUUCAUACUCGAAAAGUCAAAAAUCGUUAAGGAGAACUGGUAGCAUUCCUUUCUGUUCCACCAUCCAUUCGUUCCAGUCUUCAAUGUUUGUUCGUUCAUGCUUUGUGAUGUCAUCAUGUACAGGAAGUUCUUUCCUUCAACCAUUAAAAAUUUGUCAUUGUUUCCCCAACUUCAUUAUAUUUCCUCAUGUUAUGACCAGAAGUGAAAUUGUAAGAUAAACUGUUAAUUCCUUGUUAAUAAAAUUGUGUAUUCGUUUUCUGGUCUAUGAA
Messenger RNA from Cajanus cajan (pigeon pea), 736 nucleotides. Its product is annotated as protein yippee-like At4g27745. The record is from RefSeq and is a predicted model, not a curated record. NCBI's taxonomy places the organism in Eukaryota, Viridiplantae, Streptophyta, Magnoliopsida, Fabales, Fabaceae.